AUGGAGCAGGAGAAGUACCUGCCCGAGCUGAUGGCAGAGAAGGACAGCCUGGAUCCUUCCUUUGUUCACGCGAUGCGCCUCCUGGCCGACGAAAUCGAAAAAUUUCAGGGUUCUGAAGGCAAGAAGGAAGAUGAAGAAAAGAAAUAUCUCGAUGUUAUCAGCAACAAAAACAUAAAGCUGUCAGAAAGAGUUCUGAUCCCUGUCAAACAGUAUCCAAAGUUCAAUUUUGUUGGGAAAUUGCUUGGACCAAGAGGAAACUCCUUGAAGAGGUUACAAGAAGAAACAGGUGCAAAAAUGUCCAUCCUGGGGAAAGGAUCCAUGAGGGAUAAAGCUAAGGAAGAAGAACUAAGAAAAAGUGGAGAAGCCAAAUAUGCGCACUUGAGUGAUGAGCUUCAUGUAUUAAUUGAAGUGUUUGCUCCACCUGGGGAAGCGUAUUCUCGUAUGAGUCAUGCCUUGGAAGAGAUAAAAAAAUUCCUCGUUCCUGAUUAUAAUGAUGAAAUUCGCCAGGAGCAGCUGAGAGAACUGUCAUAUUUGAAUGGUUCUGAGGAUUCAGCACGUGGUCGGGGUAUUCGAGGAAGAGGGAUCCGUGUGCCACCUGCAGCUCCUUCAAGGGGCCGUGGGGGUGCGAUUCCUCCCCCACUGCCGGGACGAGGUGCUCAGGCGCCCAGAGGAGCACCGGUGACCCGCGGAGCCCUCCCCGUCGCACCCGUGGCGAGGGGUGUUCCCACCCCUCGAGCACGGGGUGCCCCGGCCGUCCCAGGCUACAGACCACCCCCACCACCUGCACACGAGGCCUAUGACGAAUAUGGAUACGAUGAUGGAUAUGGAGGUGAAUAUGAUGAUCCAAGCUAUGAGACGUAUGAUAACAGUUAUGCCACUCAAACACAAAGUGUGCCUGAAUAUUAUGACUAUGGUCACGGAACAAGUGAAGAGGCUUAUGACAGCUACGCACAAGAAGAAUGGGCCACAACCCGUUCCAGCCUAAAGGCACCACCUCCAAGGUCAGCCAGAGGAGGUUACAGGGAACACCCCUAUGGUAGAUAUUGA
Molecule: messenger RNA, 1047 nt
Organism: Colius striatus (speckled mousebird)
Lineage: Eukaryota; Metazoa; Chordata; Aves; Coliiformes; Coliidae
Gene: KHDRBS2
Product: KH RNA binding domain containing, signal transduction associated 2
Exons: 9
Coding region: 1-1047 (348 amino acids)
Biological process (GO): regulation of alternative mRNA splicing, via spliceosome
Cellular component (GO): nucleus
Molecular function (GO): mRNA binding; poly(A) binding
Source: RefSeq, a predicted model, not a curated record